GUCGUAUUGGGUUUCUAUUGUUGGGGUUGGGAGUUCUUAACCGCCCUUCUUCUCUUCUCAACCCUUCCAUCAAUUCCGCCCUCUUUAAUUUCCUUCUAGAUUUUUAUUAUCUAUACAUAAAUAUAUCUAUCUCUCUUCUUUUUUUUUUGGUUUAUUACUAUUAAUUAUAUAUAAGACCUUACGAAAAAAAUACUCCGGCGAGAUGAUGUUGGGGUCGGCGGCGGAGUGCGACGGCAGCGGAGACGGGAAGAGGGUGUUGGAGUACGUGAGGAAAGCGUCGGUGGCGCCUUUCUUGGUGAAGACGUACAAGCUGGUGGAGGAUCCGGCCACCGACGAGGUGGUUUCGUGGAGCGGGGACGGGACGGGGUUCGUGGUGUGGCGGCCGGCGGAGUUCGCCCGGGACUUGCUCCCCACCCUCUUCAAGCACGGCAACUUCUCCAGCUUUGUUCGCCAACUUAAUACCUAUGGUUUUCGCAAAGUAACAACCAGUCGGUGGGAGUUUCGCAAUGACAUGUUCCGCAAGGGUGAGAGAGAUUUACUAUGCAACAUUCGUCGCAAAAAAUCAUCCUCAUCAAACAGGUGCGCAAUGCAUGCACCUAAUGCUAUUGACUGGUCAAAACCUAACCUUAAUUAGUAACACUUCUUAGAAAGUGGAACUCUAGCUUGAAGAGUGGGCAUGCCGACAAGUCGCUGGUAAUUAACAAUGGUAUAUAUUGCUAGGUUAAGAAAAUGUUGAAAAAAAAUGAAAGUGAAUAAAAAAAAAUGAAGCUUGUUACCAUGG
Molecule: messenger RNA, 781 nt
Organism: Cuscuta campestris
Lineage: Eukaryota; Viridiplantae; Streptophyta; Magnoliopsida; Solanales; Convolvulaceae
Source: the annotation of a GenBank genome assembly